AUGAUCGACCCCAUGCUUGACUUCCUGCCCGACGACAACGACCGGCGCUGGUGGUGGUCGAUCCUGGACCACAGCAACGGCCUCCUCCUCUGCAACAUGGGACCGGGCGAGCUCUGCGUGCUUAACCCGGCGACGAGGCGGUGGGCAAUUCUACCCUGGCCCCGUCAGGCACCCGUUGCGCUUGAUCCUGCAGUGCCCGGGGAGCCACCGUCGCUAGACCGGUCAUCUGUGGAUGAGGAUAAUGACAAUGACAUGCGCCACUUGAUGGAACUGGAAUCGCCACGGACUUCAUGGGCGUUGAUGAGGAUCUUAAGGGUACCGCCCCGGCAAGAUCUUUGUGCCGGCGUGUACCUUGCAUUUGAUCCUGCUGUGUCGCCGCACUAUGAGCUGUUGACGAUCCCUGCCAUACCUGGCGCGCCUAACAAGCUAGCAUUCAGAGCAGCCAAAGGAGGAAGCAGCAAUGAUAAUGAUAAGAGCCGCUUGAUGGAAUCGGAAUGGCCACCGACUCCUUGGAGGUUGAACGUGUUUUCAUCAAGGACUGGUCAGUGGGAGGAGAGGGAUUUCGUCCGCCAGGGAGAGCCGGCAGGAACAGUUGGAGACAUGCUCAAAGAUCGAGCUGAGCUAUCUUGGGGGCCACGCCAACGCUAUGCAGUGUAUUAUCAAGGAGCACUUUAUGUGCACUGUCGAGGUUCCUUUGUUUUGAGGCUUUCAUUGUCAAACGGUAUAUAUCAAGUGAUUAGAACACCAUCAUAUGGUGAGGGCAAGAUAUUUGGAAAACCGUAUCUAGGGAGAUCAGAGAAAGGUGUGUACUUUGGAAUAAUUGAAAAGUCCCAACUACGGGUUUGGAUCCUGAGUGAAUUAAGUGAACAACGGAUGGAGUGGAUCUUAAAGUAUGAACAUGACCUUGCCCAGUAUGCCCUACAUCUAGGAAAAUUUGAGCGCAAAAUGGAUGCACCUUGGAUGGUACAUGAUGUGUCUGACACUCAUCACGAGGCUGCUCAUGUUGGUGCUAAAACUUCGGGGAAAGUGAGAUUUGACUGGGAUUCUGACAAUGAUGACUUUUUUACAGUUAAAUUUGAUCCCAAUGAAUACCCCAAUUUCUUUGAUAUUCUUGGAUUCCAUCCUUGCAAGGAAGUUGUCUUUCUGAAUCAAAUGUUUAGCGUAGUGGCCUAUCAUUUGAAAAACUCAAAGGUUCAAUAUCUUGGCAACUCACGCCCAGAAAGUUACUACGUUAACCAUACAAACGGAAUAUAUGAGUCGUUUGUGUAUAGUCCAUGUAUGGUUGGUGAUCUUAAUGAAGGACAUAAUAAGCAGAGCACAUCUUAA
Messenger RNA from Triticum turgidum subsp. durum (durum wheat), 1326 nucleotides. The record is from the annotation of a GenBank genome assembly. Lineage: Eukaryota; Viridiplantae; Streptophyta; Magnoliopsida; Poales; Poaceae.